UCCGGGUUAGGCCACGCCCCCUGGCUCCUACCUGUUGGGUGGUGUUAAAAAUAGAAACUCCCAGCUACCAUCUGGACCAGCCAAGAUGAGUCUGCCGGACUACAAAUCAACUGAGAAACAGUCUUCAGCCGCACAUCCAAACUCUCCUGUGGUGCAGCUGAAUGUCGGGGGUCACCUGUUCAGCACCUCUCUGAGCACGCUCCGGAAACACCCCGACUCCACGCUGGCCGAGCUGUUCAGCAGACAGCCCAAACUACACAGCGACGCAGCGGGACGCUACUUCAUCGACCGCGAUGGUUCACACUUUGGAGCCAUCCUGGACUUCCUGCGAUCCGACCGGCUGCCCACAGAGAACAUCCAGGAGGUUCACAGGGAGGCGGUGUACUACAACAUCAAACCACUGAUCAAGGUUUUGGAGGAAACUCCUCGGCUGUUUGGAGAGCUGGUGGGGAGGCAGCAGUUCCUCUCCAGAGUGCCGCACUACAAAGAGAACAUUGAGGUUCUGAUUCGUAUCGCCAGAGCCGAGGCCAUCGCCGCCCGCCACUCCACCAUCAUCGUCUGCGUGCUGCGCACGGAGGAGGAUCUGGGCUUCUACGACAACGCCAUCAACAGCCUGGAGGCGGAUAAGGAGUCGGUGGUGACGUUCGGACCCUGGAAGGCCGUCCUGUCCGUCAAAGACCUGCUGGACUGCGUGAAGAUGGACAUCGAGAGUCAGGGCUACCGGGUGAGCAUCCGGCCGCACAUCCUGGAGAGGAGCUUCCUGUCCAGGAGCUACGACUUCUUCCACAAACUCACAUUCACCUGGUGGUGAUUAUUCAGAGCACAGGAGAGAACGGUGCAUACUGUUGAAUUAAAAACAGGCAGAGUUUUGACACACCAAGUUGCUCCUAAAUAGUUGUAAAGUUGCUGCGUGUUUAUGCGCUAAUGUAAAAAAGAAAUUUGGGGGUGGGGGGGUCCUUGAUUUUUAACACUAGCCAUUUUAGACAUAAGGUGUCCAUAUGUAAACAUGUGUAUAACAUGCAUUUCUAAUCUAGAGGGAUGGGCCCUUCAAAGUAAUUUUUUGGGGGCAUUUGAGGCGUUUAUUUGUAUAGGACAGCUUAGAUUUGAAAGGGGUGAGGGGGGAAUGACAUGCAGCAAAGGGCUGGAGUCGAACCCGCGGCUGCUGCAUCAUGGAGUAAUCCUCUACAGUAUAUAUGGGCGCCCGCUCUACCACGUGAGCUAACAAGGUGCCCAAAAAAUUCUUAUAUCCUUUAAAAAAAAGUAAACUUUUGUCUUAAAGAAUUGUAGGUACUUAUAAAAUGAAUAUUCUCUUACAUCCUGUGUAAUGUAAAUAAAAGCUGCUGCUAAAUUUAGGAAAUAAACUAUCCAGUUACAAAA
Molecule: messenger RNA, 1377 nt
Organism: Perca flavescens (yellow perch)
Lineage: Eukaryota; Metazoa; Chordata; Actinopteri; Perciformes; Percidae
Gene: kctd14
Product: potassium channel tetramerization domain containing 14
Exons: 4
Coding region: 86-811 (241 amino acids)
Biological process (GO): protein homooligomerization
Molecular function (GO): protein binding
Source: RefSeq, a predicted model, not a curated record